AUGCCGCGCUUCGUCGCCCUCGCGCUCGCGCUGUCCAUCGUCGCGCGCUCGAGCGCCGCGCGCGUCGACGCGUCGAUCGACUCGCGCGCGCUUCGCGACGCCGGCGCGCUGCUCGACGUCCCGAGCGACGACGCCGCGUGGUACGCCGCGGCGUCCUGGGACGACAAUCACUACGCGCGCGCGCUCGGGACGUCGACCGGACGCGCGACGACGGUGACGACGACCGCGGAACUGCUCGCGGCGCUUCGCGAUCCGCUCGUGGAGUUCGUCGAGGUGAACGCGACGACGCUGACGCUCGACGAGGACGCGUGGCCGCGGCGCGGCGUCGCGGUGCGAAGACGCGCGACGCUGCGAGGCGCGUGCGACGGACGGUGCGUCGUCGACGCGAACGGGACGAGCGUGGCGAGCGUCGUCGACGGUGGGAGUCUCACAGUGGAGAGAUUGGCGUUCGAGGGCGCGCGAGGGGAUUUCGGGGGGGCGUUUUACUUUGGACGCGCGCACGGGGGAGGAUCGUUCGACGACGCGGCGUUCGAGGGGUGCGAGGCGAGGGAGGGAGGGGCGGUGUUCGUCGCGAGCGACGCGAGGGCGGGGAACGUGGUGUUUCGGAACGUGACGUUUGAAUCGUGCGGGGCGACGGCGACGAAUGGGCGAGGGGGGGGGGCGUUCGUCGCGGCGUCGGGGCCGGCGUACGUGGCGUUUGAAUCGUGCGCGUUCGAGGGGAACGUCGCGAAUGGGCUGGGGGGGGGGGUGUACGCCGACGGUGGGCACGUCGUGAUCAAUGAGUGCGAGUUUAAGACGAACGCGGCGGCGAGCGGCGGCGGCGCCGCGCUUCGAGGCGGCGGCGUGGUGUCGUCGAGCGCGUUCGACGGGAACGACGCGACGCGCGCGGGCGGGGGGGUGCACGUCGCGUCUCCGUCCGACGUCGUCGUCGGGCAUCGCGCGAGCUCGGUGCAGAGGAGCGCGUUCACGAAUAACACCGCCGCCGUCGCCGGCGCGGGGGCGUUCGCGUACGGGCGCGUGAAGAUGCUCGCCAAUACGUUUUCGCGAAACGCGCUCCCGGCGAGCGCGCCGAGCGCGCUCGAUCCGAAUUACUACGUGUGCACGGACACCUCCGACGCGGGGUGCUCGAUGAAGCCGACGUUGGCGGACGACGUGUACGAUCCAGCGGCGUACGAUCCCUUCACGCCGCAAACCUCGUUCGCGACGGUGCCGGAGACGACGACGACGACGACGACGUACGCGUGA
This is a messenger RNA of Ostreococcus lucimarinus CCE9901, 1245 nucleotides long. RefSeq lists its product with no specific name. The record is from RefSeq and is a predicted model, not a curated record. NCBI's taxonomy places the organism in Eukaryota, Viridiplantae, Chlorophyta, Mamiellophyceae, Mamiellales, Bathycoccaceae. The transcript has a single exon. Bases 1 to 1245 code for a protein of 414 amino acids.